AUGGAGUACAUCGUACCGAAUCCGGCAGUCCUGGAGAGAUGGACCGAGGAGACCCUGCAUAUCAUCUCCGACUCUAGCUGCAACCCCGAGGACUUGAUCGCCAGCAUCAAGCCAUCACCCUACAUGACCGCAUACUUCCUCCAAGGACAGCAACAACUCAUUCUCCACACCGCGCAUUGGCGAACCGAUGGCUUCGGAGCUUUGCAGCUGCUAAAUAACUGCUUCGAGGCCAUCAUGUCCGAUCAAGACCCCAGCACCCUCUCCUGGGGGGAUGAGGUCGCACGUCUCGCGCCUGGCAUCGAGGAGGGUCUCGGACUUCCCGAGAAUCCCACACCAGAGAUCCAGGCUGCAACAGCCAGACACCUUGCCACCGGCGCACGGGGCAUCCGACGAAGCCUGACCGAAGCCACGACCACAGCCGUGAUGGCUGCCUGCGAAACCCGUGGCCUCGCACUAUUAGCUGCAGUUCAUGCCUCCCUCGCAGCGGCGAAUCUGCUGAACGCGGCUUCGUCAUCCAAUCCCAACGACCAUUAUACAAGCAUCAUGCGCUUCUCUCUGCAACCAUAA
This is a messenger RNA of Anthostomella pinea, 567 nucleotides long. NCBI's taxonomy places the organism in Eukaryota, Fungi, Ascomycota, Sordariomycetes, Xylariales, Xylariaceae. The record is from the annotation of a GenBank genome assembly.